GAGCCAUAGUUUUCUGCAAUCAUUCCUAGGAUAUUCUCGUACUUCACAGACCCCAAAAUCCUAGUAGGCCCUGCUCAUCCAUACAAUCAGGAACAAAUACAAAAAAAGGUUGUAUUUUUUAGUACUAGGACUGAAGUACUGUAUAUUUAUGAAUUUGGAUGUUCCCAGUUGAAGUAUUUCUACUAUGACACUCGGAAUCUGCUUGCCAUCCUCAUUCUCAAUCUCCCCAAUACCAAAGACAAAGGGUAGUAUUACUAGCAGUUCUAUUCAUCGGUGUUUUUGUAGAAUCAACUCUUAUGAUUUUGUUGUUGUUAACAAGACUAAUAAGAAGAAGUUAAAGCCCUGCAAGAAUUACUUCUUGUAUUCAAAUUCAUGUGAUGUCAAGAUCCCUGCUGCUCAGAUUGGAGCUGCAGAAUUGGAAGACUCAACUACUAAAUCGGGUUUCAAGAAUUUAGUCUGGCCUUCUCCUGAUGACGAAAUCCCAUUUUGGCGUAGAGAAUUCCCCACAUGGGACGUCAACUCAGAUGAUUCUGUUAAUGCAGAGAAGGAUUCUGAUCUUUUACACAUUGUUCAUGCGACAGCUGAAAUGGCUCCUAUUGCAAAAGUUGGAGGUCUUGGUGACGUUGUGACUGGUCUUGCUCGUGCUUGCAUAACACGUGGUCAUAAAGUGGAUGUCAUGCUUCCUUUCUAUGAAUGCAUACAGAGGCAACAUAUUAACAACUUGGUGUUGAUUAGUACAUAUGCUUCAUAUUUCAACGGAGACUGGAUCCCUACUAAUGCAUAUAGGGGCGAAGUCUCUGGAAUCUCUGUGAUUUUUAUUGAGCCAUCCAACCAUUUCUUUAAGGGACAGAGUGUUUAUGGAGGUUCAUAUAACGAGCUAGAAGCAUAUUUGUUCUUCAGCCGUGCUUGUCUUGAGUGGAUGCAGGUAACUGGAACACAGCCUGAUAUCAUUCAUGUCCAUGAAUGGCAGACUGGUGCACUACCCCUACUUUACUGGGAUAUAUACCAGGAUCUCUCACUUAAGAAACCGCGAAUAGUAUUGACAAUUCACAACAUGGAGCAUUACGGAGAAUGCAGCCAAGAGCAACUCAGUAAGUGUGGCCUUGAUGGAUCUGUAUAUGCAACUGAAGACAAGGCUGUUGACGAUCGUACAAUUGGUCAUAACCCUGAGAGGUUAAGCUUAUUGAAAGGAGGCAUUGUCUACAGCAAUGCAGUUGUCACAGUCUCCCCGACAUACUUAAAAGAAACACUGUGUUCUGGAUGGCUUGCUAGUACCUUGUUAAGGAACCGUGACAAGUACUCUGGUAUUUUAAAUGGAAUAGACUCUGCAAUGUGGAACCCUGCCACUGAUGUUUUCUUGCCUGCUAAAUUUGAUGCUGAGAACUUUCAAGGGAAGAAUGUAUGUAAACGCUUCGUUCAAAGGGGACUUGGUUUGGCUUUAGAAGGCACCAGCUCAGGUUCUGACCGGGUGCCUUUGGUUGUCUGUGUUACUCGAUUGGUUGCUCAAAAGGGUCUUCAUUUACUUACCCAUGCCAUCCAUAGGGUUGAUGAACUUGGCGGACAGAUGGUAGUGCUUGGGAGAGCCCCAGAUGGUCGGGUAGAGAGAGAAUUUGAAAAUCUUGCAAAUUUGUACAACCAAGGCUCCAGCAUUAGGAUUCUUUUGAUGUACAGUGAGGAGCUAUCACACAUGCUUUAUGCAGCUGCAGACAUGGUGUUGGUCCCUUCGAUGUAUGAACCAUGUGGGCUGGCUCAGAUGAUUGGAAUGCGUUAUGGGGCGAUCCCUGUAGUUAGGAAGACUGGUGGUCUUGCAGAUACAGUCUUUGACAUAGAUGAAGGAUCACAACCUGAGUUGGCUAAUGGGUUUGUCUUUGAAGGAAUUGAUCAAGGUUCCCUAAACUGGGCUCUGGAUCGUGCAUUUUCGUACUACCGAGAAAAACCAAAUGAAUGGGCUACGACUCUACAGAAAGUCAUGAAGGUAGAUAAUAGCUGGAACAAGACAGCAGGACAGUACAUUGAUCUGUACAACACAUUGAGAGUCAAGUGGUAAUCAUCCUUCCAAGUCUCGUGGUGUAAAGGAAGGAUCUCUGUUUGUGUCAUAUAGCCUCUCUCGUUGAAGCUCCAACCGUGCUCUUUUUGGCUUGUCCUUAUUGUUUCUAACUCUUAGACGAGGUUUUUUGCGCUGUUGUUAAUAGAACACCUAGCGCCAUACAAAAGUUUCAAUAAAACAGAUGAAUAAAGGACUUUUCUCUCACUUGAAA
Molecule: messenger RNA, 2258 nt
Organism: Coffea eugenioides
Lineage: Eukaryota; Viridiplantae; Streptophyta; Magnoliopsida; Gentianales; Rubiaceae
Product: glycogen synthase-like
Exons: 15
Coding region: 185-2047 (620 amino acids)
Molecular function (GO): alpha-1,4-glucan glucosyltransferase (UDP-glucose donor) activity
Source: RefSeq, a predicted model, not a curated record